GAGGACACAGGCACUCAAAAACCCUGUCUGUGCUUGGUAUAUUAGGCAGCCAGUGCUCUUGGCUGGGAGCCCAGGCGAGGCUUUUGUAAUCAAAACAUGAUCUUGUAUGCUGUGCAACCAGUGCUGAGAAAGGCCGUCUGAUGGCUCUCCUCUUUUAGCUCUGCUCUGGAAUCCGCCGGGCUGCGCCGCCGAUGUCCAACAUGCACCGAGCCGAUGCUGCUGUGGACGAUGCAGUCUUAAGGAAGAAAGAACAGAAAGAUGUUGAACUCGAUAAGAAAAUCCUGGCUUUGCGGAAAAAGAAUGAAGCGCUCAUACGGAGAUACCAGGAAAUAGAAGAGGACAAAAAGCGAGCUGAGCAGGAGGGAAUGGCUGUUACCUCCAGGAGACCCAAGCAAGAUGGACUCAUGAUUACUAUCACCAAGGCUCACAAUGACCUGAAAGAUGCAAUUACCCAGACUGAACACUAUGGACAAGAUAGCCCAGCCCUCUCGAUGGACAAAAGGAUUGUGAGCGAAAAAUGGGGGAGCCCCUGUCCUACGAGCCCGGGGUUCGGCAUUGGCAGCGAGGAAGAGGAGGAGGAGGAGGAAGCAGAUCAUAUGUUCACAUUCAGGAUGGGGAAGAGGAUGCAGCUGGCUGUUACCAUGGACAACAAAGCCAAGGGCAAGCGCAUCGUCAGUGAGAAACGCGCCGAGAGCUUCCCCGGCCCCGGCAGAGUGCCAGACCUGAGCGAAGAGGAGACAGACCACUUGGUGGCUUUCCGCAGGGGGAGGAGGAUGCAGAUUGCCAUCACCAUGGAUAACAAGGAAAAAGCAGAGGAGAGGAGAACAGCAGAGAAGAGGAGGUCAGACAGCGACAGAGGCCCAGAAAAUGACCAUGGCCGGAAGGAUGGUGGGAAGUCGGUCCAGAAGAGCCCUGGAGAGCUGAGUUUCCCCAUGAGCGGGCGGGAGCGCUCGGAGUACAUCCGCUGGAAGAGGGAGCGCGAUCAGAUCGACCUGGAGCGAGUGGCCCGGCACAAGAACGCCAAGGGCGAGUGGCGACGGGCUUGGGAUGUGGAGAAGUCGGAGCACAUGUUUGAAGAGGACUUUGUUAAGGAUGGGGAGCCAGCCUUGGAUAAUCCCAGCAAUAAGAAAGGGGGAAGAAACGCAAGGAAAUUCCAGCACAGGUCCUUUCCUCCCAACGGGAGAGGUGGGGGACAGCAUGGAGUGAACGUGAGCGAUCCGGGAGCGAAAGCGGUACCUGCUGUGAGCAGCCGGGCCAAAGGGAAGGACAGGCUGACGGGCAGAGCCAGGAGAUGGGAUGCAAAAGAAGGCGAGGAUAUGUCUUUUCUGAAGGAUGACGUUGAUGGGCAGAGGAGCCUUGGUAAGGAGAAGCGGAAGAGCAGAGGUGAGGAGGGGGUGGAAGAGAACUGCACAGAUGAGCUGGAGGAGAAGGUGAAGCAGCCAAACCUCCAAGAUCAUGGGGCCUCCUCAUCACAAAGGCCACAAAGUGGAAAGGUCCAGUCUGCCCACAAUGGCCAGAAAGAGGAGCAGAGAGGAGUGAAGGAGGUGUCUGUGGCCAGCACAGGUGACUCAGAGCCAGGGCCUGAACCACGGAAGGAAGGUGUUGGGGAAGAUGCCAGUGGGAAGCCUGGCUCUGCUGACAUCUCCCAGGAGGAGAGCACUAACAGCAGUGCUUCACAGAGCAGCCUUCCAAGCACCGUGCAAGCCACCAGCCAUGGCAGUGAGGAGACCUUGUCAUUGCCCGUGGGAGUGAAUGUAGAUGGAGCUGGCAUGGAGAAAAACACAGCUUCAGGACAGGAACCCACUGAGGAGCCUCCAAACGGCCAUGGAGGAAAGCUUGAUGCAGCAACGGGAGACAGACUGGAUGCAGGUCAAGGAGAGCUGGUGAGGAAAGGAGGGGAAGAAGUGACUCAAGACACUGCCCUGCAGGGACAAAUACUUGCACUGAAAGGAGGUGAAGAUGCUGGAGGCGCUGAACACAGAGAAGAACCUUUGCCCCCAGGAAAAGCCAGCUCUGACGUGACUGUUGUGUCUGAGCAGGACGCAGCAAAAUCACAGUCCAGGGAAGGGGACCAGCCUGAGGAUUGCAAGGACAAGGACAGUGGGGACACUCUCAACUAGCAGUGAUUCCACCGGCUUGCCUGAGACAGAAGGAUAACGUGCUGGAGGUGGUGGAUGAGAAGAGAAGAGGAGCACAAGCUUGUCCUCGCUCUUCGAUCUUCGAUGAAACCAGCUUCCAGCACCUGCCUGGACCCUUCCGCACCCACCCCCGGCGCGUGGGGUCCCCGUCCCACCCCUCUCCCCCGUUCAGCAUCACCCUCCCCUCGCCCCGCGCCAAGGGACAGGGAAGGCUACACACCCUCCCAGCCUUCCAAGAAAACUCUCACUUACUUUUGUAUUUGUUUUGCCUUUACUGCGGCUGUGUGGCAAGCCAACGGAAUGUCUACUGGAUGCACUUUAUUUUAUUUAAUAACUAACGCUGUUUAAAGUUAAGAUUUGGGUUUCUGGGCACCCCUCUUUCCUUCCGCAGAGGCGGAGCAGGGCGUUAGGGGACAGAGGGAGAAGAGGUACGUUGUGGUUCAGUAGGUGGAUGGAAGAGCAGCCUUGAGAGGGGUUGGCAGGGACAGAUGUAGUUGCAGGGGACACAAAGAGGAUGGAGCAGUGAGUAACACUGUGGUGUUUGACAGGCACACACCAACCCCGGCAUCUCAUCCUUUAAAAGCUGGCUUUCCUCCUGUUCUGUGUAGCAGCAGAGGUUGAAUCAGCACAUCAGGAAACUCUGCUUUUUUCUGAGGCCGGCGGCUGCUGCGUGGAGCAGGUCUGUGCCCAGUUCCGCAGGACAACCUGCCUGUGCCCACACAGAGACCCUGCAGCUCUCUGUGCCCAGCAGGGCAAGGAGGAGGGGGGCACAAACGCAAUAAUUUGCCUUCUCCUGGCAGCAGGACCCAGGCCAAACGGGAGGUGAAGGUCAAACUUCCUAUCAAACUCCUUCCACCCCCUGGUUGUGCCUUCCAUAGCCUUGUGCGUGGCUCAGAGGGCAGCAGCACCUCCCCGGGGGGCUGCCCUGCAGACGUUCUGGCCUUAAAAAAACACCUUUCAAAUCGAGGAUUUGGGUGAGCAUUUAGAAGCAUCAAUGCACAGGAAUCCCAGCUGUUUGGGUCUCCGAGCAGCUACGAGAUUCACAGCAAACUAGGACUGAGCUGAGCUGGAACACGGCUGCCCGUUGAGAAGGCAGGAAGCAGGCACAAGGAAUCACACCCCCUGAUUCCUGACCUCUGAGUGACAGCACAGAAAGGGAAUCACCCUUGUUUUUGAAGCGCUGCUCUAAAAGGUGACGCAGGAGUAAACGUACGUGCAGACAUGGAUGUGUGGAGAUUUAUUGGGAUUUCCUUGCAGGAUAAAUUUGCUAACCGAAAGGGCAGCUGCCUUGGUGAUAAGCUUGGCAUGUGUGGACUGACUGACUGUACGCUGGUUUAAUAAACUAAUAUUUGCACAGAUAAACAUUUUGUUUUUCCAUGUAACUUCAGUCUGCAGCACCUCUCUCAUGAAGGACGCGCCUGAGAAUUUCCUCUACGUGCCAAAUUCAGGAGAGUUUACUGGCUUCAGACGAGGUAUUGUCAAGAAACAGAGCACGCAGCUUUCAUGUCUUACCUGUAGAAACAUCUUCACCCCACCACAGCCCAGGGUUUAUUUGGACUCACCCAAUGGAUAAGAGAAGAGAUAGAUAAAAGCCAGAUUGUAAAACUGCUCCGGGUCCUGGAGAUUCUCCAUCACUGUUACAGGCUGACAUUCCUUAUCUGACAGGCUCAAAAACCUCCUCCCAAUUGUUUAAUUUUUUUAUUAUUAUUAUUUUGUACAUCAGGUCAGUGACCUCAAUCUUGGUCCCCUCAGACUGAGUCCAUGGGCUGUGGAGCUCAGCGCCGUCGGGCACAAACCUCUGCACGGCCCCGCUCCAGCUGGGGAGAGAGAAAUCCCAACCCCAAUUGUUUGCAGAUCUUUUCCUUUUUUUGAAAGGAAAACUUUUCCCCCAUUUCCUCCUUUUUCCAAGUAACUCUGCAUUUAAGGAUGAGUCUGUGCCGGCCCCAGGGACGGGAGGUGCAGAUGGUGCCUCUUCCAAGUGUCAUCUUUUCCUGCUCGUUAACACUUUGCUCGAAUGCACUUUGGAUGGUGGCUGGAUUGCAGUUUUUCAGAAAACUGCGGCUGUUUCUUCUUCACAGUGAUAGACUGAAAAGUUGAAAAAUCUGAUGUAGAGGAAUUAUUUAUAUGAAAUAAAAGUUGUAAUGAAGAAAAACCUCCAGUUUCUUAGCAUUUCUCAGUCCUGCAUGGAGAGUUUCCUGAACUGAAUCAUUGAUCUCUGCUUUUUAGAGCAGCAGCUCCAGUUCAGGUUGCUUUCCCCUGAGGAAAGAGCUUC
Messenger RNA from Calidris pugnax (ruff), 4410 nucleotides. It is a transcript of the gene CCDC9B, whose product is annotated as chromosome unknown open reading frame, human C15orf52. Lineage: Eukaryota; Metazoa; Chordata; Aves; Charadriiformes; Scolopacidae. The record is from RefSeq and is a predicted model, not a curated record. The transcript has 14 exons. Bases 192 to 2120 code for a protein of 642 amino acids.